CCCGCGCUGAUGGUUCUUACCUCGUCCUAAACCUCUCUUUUGACACAGUUUUAGAGUUGCUUAAUCUCUGAGCAAGCACCUGACACGGGCGACUUUUUCCUUCUUUAUUCUCCUCCAGUCCCUCCGGUAAAAUGGAGGUAGAAAACGAAGCCAGCUGCUCCCCCAGCAGCGCGACAGCCUCAGGCGGGUCCAGAGAGUACAAGGUGGUAAUGCUGGGAGCAGGGGGAGUUGGUAAAAGCGCAAUGACAAUGCAGUUUAUUAGCCAUCAGUUCCCUGAUUACCAUGAUCCCACUAUUGAAGAUGCUUAUAAGACCCAGGUUAGGAUUGACAAUGAGCCAGCUUAUUUGGACAUCUUGGACACUGCUGGUCAGGCAGAGUUCACAGCCAUGCGGGAGCAGUACAUGCGAGGUGGGGAGGGCUUCAUUGUCUGCUACUCUGUCACCGACCGCCAGUCAUUCCAGGAGGCUGCCAAGUUUAAAGAGCUCAUUUUUCAGGUCCGUCACACCUACGAAAUACCCCUGGUGCUGGUGGGCAACAAAAUUGACCUGGACCAGUUCCGCCAGGUCUCUACAGAAGAAGGCUUGGGUCUGGCCCGAGAAUAUAACUGUGCUUUUUUUGAGACCUCUGCAGCCCUCCGAUUCUGCAUUGAUGAUGCCUUUCAUGGUUUAGUGAGGGAAAUUCGCAAGAAGGAGUCGGUGCCAUCCCUGACGGGAAAGAAACUAAAGAGGAAAGACAGCCUGUGGAAGAAGUUAAAGGGCUCACUGAAGAAGAAGAGAGAAAACCUGGCAUGCUAGCCUCACUUCUAACUCCCUCUCUUUCUGAAUUUUAUCAGUUGGACAAUUCCAGAUGUUUCAUUCUGCUUUAAUUCUCUCUCUCUCUCCCUCUCUCACUCUCCCUCUCUUACUCUCGCUCAUAUCUGCCUGUAGGUAAAAGCAAGAUCUGCAUAACUGUACCUCUUGAGAUAGUUUUGUUUUGCCCUUAACAGU
Molecule: messenger RNA, 986 nt
Organism: Myotis myotis
Lineage: Eukaryota; Metazoa; Chordata; Mammalia; Chiroptera; Vespertilionidae
Gene: RIT2
Product: Ras like without CAAX 2
Exons: 5
Coding region: 132-794 (220 amino acids)
Biological process (GO): positive regulation of neuron projection development; Ras protein signal transduction
Cellular component (GO): plasma membrane
Molecular function (GO): calmodulin binding; GTPase activity; GTP binding
Source: RefSeq, a predicted model, not a curated record